Molecule: messenger RNA, 8355 nt
Organism: Pseudozyma hubeiensis SY62
Lineage: Eukaryota; Fungi; Basidiomycota; Ustilaginomycetes; Ustilaginales; Ustilaginaceae
Exons: 1
Coding region: 1-8355 (2784 amino acids)
Source: RefSeq, a predicted model, not a curated record
AUGAAGCGCUGGAAGCAGGUCAAGGAUCAGCUGGACGCAAAGCGCAACAACAACACCACCACCACCGCCGACACGAUUCCACCAUACAAAGGAGGCGGCAUCUCUUCGACCUCUUUUUCCGACCUCAGACAGCUAUCAUCCCGAACAUCCUUCAAUGAUGCCGGGCCAUCCAGCUCCAAUCUCUUCCCGCCAAUGACAAAGAGCUCCAGUAGGACUUCCUUCGACAUCCCAGGCCGCCUCAACAACUUUAUCAGGAAGUCCAAUUCCAGCUUGGAACUCGACUCAGCCUCGGCCGCCGCCGCCUACAAUAAGUCCGUCGGCAAUGCUUUCAAGAGGUUUCCCAGACCAAGGGCCCGCACCAACUCAAACUCGUACGGGCUCAACGAUCCGGCCUCCUCUUCGUCGCCUUCCAAGGUAACAAGCCCUCGUAAGUGGGUCAACAGCCUUCUCAGCCAAGCAGCUCCCAGCGCCGAGCACCUCGAAACCGCUGCACAAGCACGCCUCCGUGCCGAGUCGGAUGCCUCGAGGUCAUCACCCGCCCCUGUCAGCUCCCUCGUGCUCUCGAAUGGCAACGCAGUAUCAACGUCUCGUCUGGUGUACACCAUCGACUCUGGUCUGCAACGUAACACCUCUUCCGCCGGUCGAUCCGCAAGCAUCUACUCAUCGCAUCUCAGCUCUGCUUCCCGCUCCACCCCAGAUCUCCAUCGCAGCUCCGUCACUCGGCAUCUUGACAACGGUGCCCUUACGAUGGACUUGGGCGGUCCCCUGCCGCCCAUUGCUCAUCGAACAGACGUUGGGGAUGACGUGAGCUCACCUGCUCCCCUCGUCGUUCGCAAUCUGGACGAGGCUCCCAGAGGCACAUAUACCCCUGCCAUUCCAACAGCUUCGGCCUCUGCUCAGCUCACAUCAGUCUCCAGGCUCCGCAAUCCGUGGUCGCCCGACUCACCUCAGAUCCAGUCAGAGGAGGAUGACCACGUGGAUGCCUCCAUUGCACGCGAUCGCUUCAACUCGAGACUUGCUCCCGGCGAGGAGGCCGUUCUCAACAUGCUCGACUCGGCCUCGGCCGUCGGCACUACGCUAUCCGCGCCCGUUCCUCCGACUCCCUUUCAGACCGCAACACCAGGCACGCUGGCACGUUCCCGCUCCUUCGCAACCAGCGCCCGCUUUCAAAGCCCAGCUUCCGAAUACAGCCAGGAUUUCCGUUCGCCGCAUCUGGCAGGCACCUCUUCCCCUUCAGCCGGUGUCAGGGAGGCCAUCCGUCAGCGCGAGCUACUCGACUCCACAGCAACCGGAUCGCACAUACCAGCCAGCCGGUCAGCAUUGUCGCCAGGCACGUCUGCUUUCCUGAGCAACGUAGACUCGGGAGACUCAGAACCUCUGCGCUCGAGCCAGACGUCCUCCUCCCUCUUCUAUCAGCGAAGUCAACAGCCGUCCAGCGGUGCUAUGUAUGCCUUCAAAAAGGUCUCACGAGUAGCGGUCCCGACCACAGAGACUUCACUGCUUUCACCGCCAGCAUCGGCACCGUCCAUCGCGUUUCCACGACGCGGAACCGCCGCGUCCACCACUGUGCCCAUCUCUCCCAUCGAUAGCAGUCUACUUGGCACUUCGGCGAAUGCGACGAGCCUGUGGAGCAGACCUAGCAACGCGCCUGACACUCCCUCCACCACGCAGGACCCUACUUCUCCCUUGCCUUGGUCAGCCGCGUCCUCAGAGCCUCCCAAGUGGCCCACAACUAGUCAACAGCAGCAGGCGGAUCAUGCCGACAAAUCAAAGUCCAUCUACGCCGUUGAGCCCGUCGUCAUGCCGAGCGAGGUCGAACGAGGGCUCGACAGUCGGUCAGAUCUGCUGCGCACGGCCAUCCACAAGCCCGAUCUGCUUCGUCAUCGCACCGACUUUACACAAGCCACCAGCAUCUUUUCCAGCACCGACGCCCUGAACAACUCGCGGACCAGUCUGCAGAAGGAGGCCCUCUCCGAGACAGAUGCAGCGCAAGCGAAAGCGGCGACCUCGUCCUCGACAGAUUCAGCAAUCAGCCGCCCACUAGCUCACGUUCCCUCCGUCAGCAGCUCCCUUGCCGCUAUCCGAGGCAUGUUCUCCAAAGCUGCAUCUGCUGCCCUCGCUCCCACGACCACUGCAGAUUCAGCGGUUCGCUCCACAGAGCUGCCUUCCGGCCUCACCUCCUCCACUUCGGUUGCGGCCGUUGCCAAGGAGCUCGAGCAGCGUUCGGCAACAUCUUCUAGACCAUCUAGUCCGGAAAAGCUCACCCUGCCCGCUUCGCCAACGAAGGCCAAGGAUCUCAUCGCCAUGUUUGAAAGCAACUCGGCCAACGCAUCGCCCACCAUCGAGCAUUCGAAUUCAUUCUCGCGCACCGCCACGCCCAAGAACAAGCUGUCGCCGACCAAGUGCGCAAAUUCGGCAACAAGCAGCCUCAAUGCAACACCCAAGCGCCAAAAUCCUUUGUCGAUCUCCGUCUCUCGGUCCAAUCUUGGCCUCGCAACAUCCAGCCCUGCCAGCGAUGUGGCUGUCGAAGACGCAUCACCUGUCGGUGCCAAGCUUCGCGCUCAGCGCUUCGAGGCAGGCAGGCUCAGGGCGAGACGCGCCGGUCUCAUCGGUGUUGGUGGUGAUAGCGGUGAUGCCAGCUUCAGUGGUCUUCCUGGAGAUGAGAACGACGACGAUGAGCACGAUGAGAACGCAGCUCCGGACAGCGUCCUGGGCGAAGCGCCCAGUGUUGCCGGCCGUUUCCGAUCGCUGAACACCGCCUCACAACAUUUUCGAUCGCAGUCAACUCCAAGUGAUGUCAGCAUCAAUGUGCUUGGACUGGGCUCCUCACCAGCGAGGCAGACUGCGAUCUCCAACCGUGGUAUCUCUCAUGCUCAGGAUAAGAGCAGCGGGUCUGUCUCGACGGGGUCAGGUAGCCUAGGAAGGAAAGGUGCUUUCCGUAACAGCAUGAUGGGCUUCAUGGGCUCCCUUACCGGGAAAUCGAAUUCUGCCGGUACAGCUGGUGGCGGCGGGGAGCCUGGAAGCUUCGGUCAAACGCUUGCUCCGGGCUUGCUUUCCGAGCGACGAAACAGUGCCAAGUCGGAUCAGGAUGACAACGUGAGCACCGCUAGCGCCGCUACGCAAGGGACCACCGCCUCGUUCCGUCGCAAGAAGGAGGAGGGAAAUCUUCCCCUCACCAGCGUCACUGCCAUUCAGAUGUCUGGGGAGCAACCCGGGACCAAACCACUUCGCGUCGGAGCGCUUUACUACUUCAACGUACACGAUCCGAAUCCUCGGUGGCUUCGCGUCAAGGCAGUGUUGCUGCCUUCGGCGGUCGCCAUGAGCUGGAUCCCGACAGGAGGUGGCAGAGAGAAUGUGGUGCUCGAUCUUCGGGCCUGCAGAGAGGUUCACUCUGUUCCAAGUCCCGACCACCCGAGCAGUAUGUCGGAUGUUGGAGCAGCAUCUGCACGCAGACAGGGUCUUGACAGGAUCAGCCCUUUCCAGCUCAUUUUUGACGACGGCGUUGAGAGACUGGCGGCUGAGACUGCCAAGGAGAGAGUGCAAUGGGUGACUUCAGUCUGGGACGUAUCGGGAGGAGGGAUUCGUCGGCCCAUCAGCGCGCAUGGCUCUGACCACGCCAAUAAUGGACACGAUGCGCCGGCCAAGGCAGAACGUGUCGACGUUACGCAAACAUUGUCGCCAGCCAGUCGAGAAAAAGCCCUCGUCAGCUCUAGCCCGACACGGUCUGUCCCUGCUCCUCUUAGCAGCGGCACUCAUGGCUCACCUGCAAGGCCCAUCUCGAUGCGACCCGGAAGCAGCGAGGAAGUCAUCGAUCGCAUCGGGUCCAUCUGGAAGAGUGAACUGUCGUCCGAGCUGACCAACAAGGAUGUUCAGCCGAGCUUUGGGGCUGCGAUGAACAUUGCAGCCGCAUCCGCGCCGCCACCGCUUCCGCCCAAGGAAGCCCGCGCCUUGGCUGAAUCGAAGAGCCUCAAGUCUGCACCCGAUACCAAUGCGGCAAAUGCACCGAAGCCAGCUCUCGCGACUGCCGCUUCCGCACCACUGCCAACGACGUCAGCCUCUAACAGCCCUGCUCGAGCCAAGGUACGCAGCUGGCAACGACCGCCGCUUGACUUGAGCACCGGCUAUGUGCAUGACAUCUCCCCAAGAACGCCGACGUUGGUCGAACCAACUGCGGACACCAUCCGUUCGACACCAGCUUCGUAUGCGGAGGACAAAAGCAGCAAUGAUUCUGUCAUCGACAGCGCCAAAGCGAUACAAGGCGACCAGUCACCCACCUUGUCGUCUCCAGACUUGGAUGGGUACGCGUCUGCGCGCUCUCAGGGCAGCUUGAUCGAUGAAUUUGGACCUCGAACUCCUGUCAGCGAGGCCGUGUUCAACUGGUCAAGGUUGGACAAGGAGUCGGAUCUGGAUCCGAGUGACUCGGCUUCUCAACGUCCUGCACGCAGCGAGUACGGAACCUUAAAGAGCACCGCCUCUGCUGCAGAGCGCAAGAGAAGUCUUCGCAGGAAAGGCGACGAUGCAGCCCGUAUUCCUGACGACGUCGUGACUGCAAGCAAGUCGACCAGCGAACGAACGCCAGCGCAGUUGCUGCGGGACAGUGUUCUCGGACCGACCAUGGGCACCCCUGACUCCUCUGAUGCCAUCCUCAACGCAUCACCAACAGGACGCGGCGAUCGUCUCGGUACGGUGAUCGAGGAGACAUCGUCCCUAGCGCAGAGCACCAGAAUCAACGCCUCUGUACGCAGCAACGCACGGAGCAAGCUCGAUGAGAUGGUCGCUCGAGCCAUCGGAACUGGAUCGGCCAAGUCGCCCGCAGCAAAGAGCGCUCUUUCGCUCGUAUCGAGUGGCAGCAUCAGCUCCAACGACGUCGGCAAGCUUCUUGAGUUCCUCGAAGAGCAGCAAAAAGAGCGUCUGUCGAAGGAAAAGGAGCUGGAGGAUCAGAUCAGAAGUUUCCAACAGGUCGUCACAGAUCUUCAAAAGAAGAACUCCACCAGCAGCUCCCAUCAUUCUGCGACGAGGAAGGCCUCUAUCACAACAGCCGGUGGCGAUAGCAAGGUAACCCACAUGUCAUCGCGCGACUCGGAACUGGCUGCCAUGCAAAAGAAGCUCGACAUGGUGCUCGAUCUAGUGACCAAUGUUGUAGCAGCUCCAGCUGUCCACAAAAGGGCAAAGAGCGAAUCCGGUACCAUCCUCAGCACCGCCAACAUUGGCGACGACGCUGACAGCGCCGAGGCCGCAAGGAUCGAAGGUGUGCUCGCUAAGCUGCUCCGAAAGAUGCAGGUGUCAGAGGAUGCUGCAAUGACGCCCAAUUCCAAGGAAAUGGUGCGAGCGGCUGUUCUGGCCCGGGAUCCCAGCAUGAUCGACGAGUGGGACCGAAUGCCCGUGGAGCUGCGUGGCAACGAGCUCAUCAAAUCGAUGGAAGACCGGGCCAAACACGGCAGCGAUGGACGACACGAGGCGAUCCAGAGCGACUACGCCAUGCGCCCGGAAUCUCCCGAAAUGGUUCGAGGAGGGAGUGCGCCCUCGGGGUCGGCCAAUCCUUCCGGAACAUCUAUCUUCCCCGACGUUGAUCCCAGGCGGCGCUCCUCUGCGUCCAUGCCACGACGCGCGUCCGGUAUGAGCAUUGCAGCGAGCACAUCCGGGACCGACCUCAGCCGGAUCCCUCCGCGUAGCUGGACGUCCGAGAGAGGCGUCCCAUCGCCUCCGCCAAAUUCGGAAUGGGACGCCAGAUCCAUGCUCAGUCGGCCAGCAUCGCGAGCGACGACCCACAUGGGCAUGCCGGGACGUGCUCCCACCCAGAACUUCCGCAUGCUCGGCGAUCCAGGCUCGACACAACCGACGCCACGACCGAUCAUGGUUCAGAACGAGCCCAGCUACGGCUCGUUGGACAUGGAGGCUGAGAUCCGAAGGAGACGAGCACAGCAGCAAGCUGCCAGCGGUGCGCCCAUUCCAUCUGCACAGCUUGGCGGCUGGUACACCCCCAAGGUGGCACAAGUGGAAGGAUCUGGGACGCAGGCUUCCUCCUCCUCAGUGACGGCUGACAUGUCCAACGUCAAUCUCGACAAGCCAGUUCCGCCGACGCCCAGUGUUCGAUGGGCACCGGGCGACAUCGUCGAGGAGCCUAAGACCGUGGAAGCGGGCGCCGAAAAGACGCCAGACGGGCUUGGUCUGUCGAUGACGGCGGCUGCGAUGGGCGAGGCCAAGUUUUCCGGGCCACCACCGACACCCGGCGUCGGCCAAGUUUCGUCUGCCGGCAGCGCUUCAGGCGGCUCAGCCCUCGGCACGCCCAACCCCGAGCUCGCCACGAUCCUGCAGGCGCUCAAGCAGAGCGAGAUGGCUCGCCAGACUCAGCUUCAGCAGCAGACCGAGAUCUCGAGGUAUCUCAACGAACUCAAUGUCUGGCUUGAGAAGGACGUGGUAGAUCGAUCCAAGGAAUGGCGCACCCUUGCCAGCGGUGUCACCCAACUUCAUGACGAGCUCAAGGCACUCAAGGAAGGUCGAGCGUUGCCUUCGUCAUCCGAUCCGACGCAGACUCCCUCGCUUCAAAAAUCAGCUGCGGAGGGGGCUUUGCACCUAGCACCGGUCCCGCACGGUCGUGCCGAAGUCACUACGAUGGGCGACAAAGCGAACGCGCCAGUUUCGCCCGGACGCCGUCGACCGGCAGGCUCGCGAAAGUGGAACGAGCGACGCAGCGAAUCGCCCACGGCCAACGACGCGGACAAGUCGUGGUACAAGCCCGACGAUAACGAGCGAGGCGUCAAGAGCAGCUUCAAAUCGAAGGCUGCCAAAGCGGCUGCUGCUGCCAGUGGCGCGCUGCUGAUCCGACAAGCGCUCCGAGAGUGGGAAAGGUUCAAGAUGAUGCGACGAGCCGCGGGCAUGCCUGAAGAUCCAUUGCCAGCCGAUGCGACAGGUGAUCCUGCUAUCGACAGUCAGCUUCCCUUGCCAUCGACGGCUUUGCAGCAGCUGCGGGAUGCUGCGGAUGCGGAAGACAAUCAACGUAUCGGCGAGCUGAUCCGUCAAUGUGCAGAGGCUGGAUACGGUACACAGGCGAUCAUCGAGCUGACCAAGCACGUCGAGAGCAAGGCACCCGAGCCUGACAGCGACGACGCUGACGACGAAGGGGAUUCGCCGCUGGAUGGCGACACGCUCAUGCCUACUCCUUCGCCCUACCGAACGCGGUUUGAUGUGGACGAGGAGCCGGAGGAAGCCAAAUCGGACGAAGACAAGGGGAUCAUGAAGAUGGCGACGCCCGUGCCUGCGCGCGUCGCAGCCAAGGAGAAGGCGAAAGAGAAGGCUGUCGAAGAAGUGGAAGAGGCGGAAAGCGGGUCUGGACCCACCACAGCCGCACUCGCGCUCGCCGUCGAAGAGAUCCUCAAGCACCUCCUUUCGUCCAAAGAAGAGGCCAAGCAAAAGCAGACCGAAGCAGAAGCCAGGGAAGCCGAACGCAGAGCCACUGAGGCGGAACGAGAGCGAUCGAUGCUCAGCCUCAAGGAGCGCGAAAAAGCCGAACUCGUCGAUCUCCUCUACAGUCGCAUCGCCGCCGAUAAGGCAGCAGAGGAAGCCAAGCAGAAGGACCUCGAUCCGAAAUCCGCCAUUGAAUCGCUCGUCGCCGCCAUCAACGCGCAGAAGGAGAACGAAGUCAAAUCCGCCGCUGCCGCCGACGCCGCUCUCCGGCAGAUGACUUCGGAACUGCUGAAGUCGACCUCGGAGCAGAACCACAAGCUCGUCGAAGCCGUCAACGCCGCUUCCCGCGACAUGCUCCGUCACAAUGUCCAACAGCACGCCGACGAAUUCAAGCGUCUGCUGCACAACGAGGUCAGCGGCAUGUUUGAAGAUGUCGGCAAGAUCCGGGAGGCCAAGAGGCAUCUGGAGUUUGAGAUCGCGGAUCUGUGGAGUAUCAAGUCGAGGCAUUUGCAGACGGGAGCGGGGAUGCCGAUCGGGUACAAUGUUCCGGGUGGGUAUCCGGGUAGUCCUCAGGCUGGAGGGAUGGGGAUGGGGAUGCCGAUGCCGAUGACUAUGCCGGUACCUCAGAUCACGCAUAUCCAUGCUAGUCCUAUGCCGACGCAUCCUCCUGCGCAUCUGUCGCCCAUCCCACCGCAGCAAACAGCAGCAUCUCCGGUAGCAGCAGGUCAGAUCGACUCGUUGAGAGCGCAAAAGAAGGCUGUCAAAGCAGCACUCAGACAGGCCGUGGCGGACAGUGCGCCGCCAGCAGCAGCUCAGGUUGCACCCGCUCCAGCUCCAGCUCCUGCUGCGGUCGCUGCGCCUGCGGCGGCUCCAGCAGGUUUCCUCGCAAGGAAAAAGGACGUCCUCAACCCUUUCAGCAUCAAUUUUGGUCCUAGAGCUCCUGCCGCAUAA